Myxocyprinus asiaticus (Chinese sucker) is the source of this 3277-nucleotide messenger RNA. RefSeq names its product lathosterol oxidase-like. Lineage: Eukaryota; Metazoa; Chordata; Actinopteri; Cypriniformes; Catostomidae. The transcript has 5 exons. The record is from RefSeq and is a predicted model, not a curated record. The coding region runs from base 160 to 1056 and encodes 298 amino acids. Gene Ontology annotation, molecular function: oxidoreductase activity; iron ion binding.
CAUCUGUCCAAUGAAAUGUCAAGAAACGGGCUCGCACUGUGAGGAAGUGAGCGCUAUUGGCAGCGUCGCGGUUUGAGUAAUAAAUAGUUUCUACAGAGUCAUUGAACUUACUGUUUCCCUCGCUGGUGUGUCUUCGACGACACCUUUACAGGGUCAAAGAUGGAUCUUGUGCUGAACGUUGCAGAUUAUUACUUCUUAACUCCAUAUGUAUACCCCUCAUCAUGGCCUGCGGACCAGCCUCUGCGACAGAUCAUCAGCUUGAUGGUGGUCACCAACCUGGGCGCUGCGAUCCUUUAUUUAGGCCUGGGUGCAUUAAGCUACUUUUUCAUUUUUGACCACAAAUUGAAGCAACACCCUCAAUUUUUGGAGAACCAGGUGCAACGAGAAAUAAAGUAUGCAUUGUGGUCUCUGCCCUGGAUCAGCAUACCCACAGUUGCAUUGUUUUUUGCCGAGGUUAGAGGCUACAGCAAACUGUACGACCAUGUCGACGAAUCACCGCUUGGUUGGACAGGACUGAUUUUCAGCAUGGUGUCCUUUCUUUUUUUUACUGACAUGUGCAUUUACUGGAUUCAUAGAUUCCUUCAUCACAAGUUGAUAUAUAAGUAUUUUCACAAACCGCACCACAUUUGGAAGAUACCAUCUCCAUUUGCCAGCCACGCUUUCCACCCUGUGGACGGAUUUCUUCAGGGUCUACCCUACCAUAUCUACCCCUUUUUCUUCCCUUUACACAAGGUGCUGUAUUUAGCCCUGUACGUGUUUGUCAACAUAUGGACCAUCUCCAUCCAUGAUGGGGACUACCGCGUCCCCAGCCUGCUUGAGAAUGUCAUUAAUGGUUCAGCUCACCACACAGACCACCACCUCUUCUUUGACUAUAACUAUGGGCAGUACUUCACCUUGUGGGACCGGCUUGGAAGCUCUUACCGGUACCCUUCCGCGCUGAUGGGAAAGGGGCCGCACGACCACAUCAAGAAAUUAAUGACAGAAGGAAAGCUGAACUCAAAUGGCGUAAAUAGGCACAACAGUAAUAAUAAUGGUGCUCAUGUCAAGAAAGAGUAGGUAGACACUCAAAAACGUGAAUAUGUUUUUAAAGGUAAGAGUUCUACCCUUAAAAUAUGUCUUUACUCAUAAAAGGAUCUAAAAUUCUUCAGAAAUAAUCAGUUAUGCAUAAAAUGUGUUUACUGUUGCCAAAUAGAAACAUGCACUAUGGCUACCCAGUUGGUACUCUUUUGUUUGCGUGUAACUUAAUAUGAAUUACUAAAAUUAGUAUUUACCAGGCUGAUCUGUCAAGUUAAAUCUAUAAUUUUGCUGUCAUAAACAUUCAAAGAAUAUUAAAACACUGACAGGACUAUCCCUUGCCUUUACAUGACCCCGGUUCACCUUGCUUUAAAUUAAAUUAGACUCUAGCUCUGUUUGUCUGAUCAAUGUUCAAUGACCUGUAGCCACAUGUUUAAACGUGAAGGGUUUUACUGAUUUACAGUUAUCUUAUUUGAAAGGGAAGCUGUAAUCUCUGGUACGCUUUUGGUAUGAAAUGCACAUUCUUUCCAAAUAAAAUGGUGUAUAUUUAAUUGGUGUUGCAAUAUUAUAGUUGUUUCAUCUCUCAAAUUCAUUGACAGUGGACUUGUAAUUACUAGCUGCCAAAGCUAUUAAAAUAUACAUUUAUUUAUACUGUAAAUCUGUGUUCAAGUCAGGUUGCAUUAUCCUAUACACAUAUUCUUCAAACUGAUGGACACCUCGGCUGGGGAGAAGAAAGCUGUAUUGCUCAAGUUAUACAAUUGUUGAUAUUGAACUUUGCAGCUUUGAUACAAGAGUUGUAUUGUCCUUUUAUAGCUUAGCAACAGAGUACACCCUCUGGCACACAGUAGAGGGCGCUGUUGAAUCAAACAUUAUUCAGUCAUUUGUGAUGGGAAAUGAAGUUAUGUAGAGGAAAUGUACCUUUUCUGUUCAGUUUCUUUGUAGUUUUCUUGACAAACUAAUGCAGUGGAAAGGGGCAUCUGUAUCAGAAUUCUAAUGAACAUAUUUCUACCUAUUAUGAACAUCCAAGACAUGCAUUGAGGCAAAAAUCAUGCUCAAGUUAAUAGCUAGAAACACAUUUUGCCAAGCUAAUUAGUGUCUGUGGCAACGUUUAUGAUUUGUUACAAAUCAUAAGGUUAUAACAAGUGAUUAACGUAAGAAAAAAGGUGUAAGUAGCUGAAUCAAUUGUUGAUGUUUGCAAAAUGUUACCAACUCCAAUUAAGAUGUGUGAGUGUGUGAUGUCUGAUGUACAUGAGCAGAGUACCUUUUGAUCUUUAUGCUGUGGCUUUUAUAAAAACAGAAAAUUAGAUGGCUUUGUUUUAUCCUUCAUUCUCUUAAUUAAGAAAUAUUGCAGGUUCAAUACAAGUUAAGCUCAAGCGACAGCACAAUGUUGAAUAUUAUACUGAAUGUUGAAUAAUGGGGCCAAUCCAUAAACAUUAAAGUACUCACCGUUAUCAAAGUAUAGCCACAAAUUGUCAACUAUGUGUGUAAACAUGAUUUAGUGUGACACAAUCACUUUCUAACCUUUUUGUUGUACAGUUAGUCAAUUUAACAACUUCGUUCCCAUGACGAUGUAAUGUAAACAAACCCUAAAAUGACUGUACAAAUUACAAUUUAAACAACUUUACAGCUCAAAAAAUAAAUGAACAGAAUAAAUGUAAGUGCUUUUAUAAAAUUAAGCUUCACAUUUUCACCUUUAAACCCUACAAAAAUUGGCCCCAUAUACUUGCAUUGUGAAUGCCUCACUGUAACCUCCAUUUUUGUUUGUUUUUUUAAAGAAAAGUACAGACGAGUCUAAAGAAUUUGUGGUGAUCAACAUUAUACCAGAAAUGCUGUCAACUGAGUUUAAAAAGGUGUUGUAAACGAUUUUGGCCUUUCUAGAAUUUCUACAAACUGAGCCGUUGGAUUAGCCCCAUUUUCCCAAAACCAAAUGAGCUUUAUUUACGCAGAAACGGUUGUCAAAAACAACAGCAGCAAAAAAGCGCCCUCAACUGACAACAUGGCAUAAAAGUGGCGUUAUGCCUCAAUAAUUCGCUGCAUAAACAUUGCAACUACAAUACUAUGAGAAAAAUGAUUGACAGGCAGAAAGCGUCAGAGAUCGCGGCCCGGACACAUUUGUGUUUUCUGUUUACAAAGUCUAGCCAGAGUUGUCACAGAGACCGGUGUGAUAUCUCAGGACACUUAUUUCAUUAAUAUUUUUCAGGGAGUAGUAAAAUGUUUGUAUACCUUUCCAUUGAGAGAAAAAAAAAAAAAAAAAAAAAAAACA